Messenger RNA from Eurytemora carolleeae, 3205 nucleotides. RefSeq lists its product as uncharacterized. The transcript has 22 exons. Gene Ontology annotation, cellular component: cytoplasm. Lineage: Eukaryota; Metazoa; Arthropoda; Copepoda; Calanoida; Temoridae. Gene Ontology annotation, molecular function: mRNA binding. The coding region runs from base 66 to 2912 and encodes 948 amino acids. Gene Ontology annotation, biological process: post-transcriptional regulation of gene expression. The record is from RefSeq and is a predicted model, not a curated record.
AUUGUAUUAGGCACGUCCAGGUAAAGUUUUAUAAACAAACUAAAUCAGUUUCAGAAUACGAGAAAAUGGGUGACUCAAGAACACGAAAGAAGGACGGAUCCUUGGUGAGCGAAGGAGUACUGCUGAAAUGGACUGGAGAAGGACGAGGUCUAAUUAAAGAUGAUCUAAACUACUCCCUUGUCCAGUUCUCCGCAAACCAGUUCUUGAACAGGUUGGAGGGAAGAAGGGAGAAUAUAGGUCGCCGUUGUAGAUAUACUCUUCGAACUAUCGGGAAAAACAAACUCGAAGCUUGUAACAUUCGUUUGCUUCCUUCCGGCCGCGGCGUUGAUAAAAGAAAAGGAAACUGCAGUGCCAAACUUUCCGAAGAAACUAAUGAAAACCAAGACCCAUGUGAAGCUGUCUCCAAGCAGAAGGGAACCCCUAAUCAACGAAACCAGUGCUUGUUGGAUUCUGCUGGAACAGAUGCACACUGGGAGGUUGUCACACCUAAGAAAAAAUCUAUUCAUAAACCCUCAGACGACAGGCAUGAACUGAACCAGUUCCUGUGCAAAUAUAGAUUCCUUGGGAAGAUCAGCUCUUACGACAAGAAGAGUAGAUGUGGAACUGUUUCUUCAAACCAGUUGGAGUUUGGAAAACUGAAGUUUGGAGAUGAGUGUAUGACAGGGUUGGGAGGAGGAGUAAUUCAUCCUGGGAGGAAAAUAUUCUUCUUUGUGAACUACAACCCCUUGCCACAGGUGAGGCAAAUGACCUCAGCUUCAGAUGUGAUGACCCCCCAGCGAGUCAGUGGGGUCAUAUCAGCCUGGAACGGAGAAAGUGGAACACUCAAACUUCCUAAAGAUGACGUUCAAGUUCUGGUUCAUGUAAAAGAUGUUUGCUUGGGAAGUGUGACCAGCAUAGCUUCUGGGCUGAAGUUAAACUGUACUCUAAGUAUUAACCCCAGCCACAAACUUCAGGCUAAGGAGAUCAAUCUUUAUACCAAGAGUUUCCGGCCUCGGUCUUUGAACUCUUCUAUUAGUAUUUCUAAAUCACCACCUCAGCCAACUAACCGUCGGCGAUCCUCUUCUCCUGUUCCUCCCAGAUUCAAGAAGCUCUCGAACUCGCAGGAUAAAUACCCGGCAGAUGAAAUGUUGGUGUCCUACAUUGAACCAGAUGUGUGGAGAAAACAAGACUUCCCUUCCAUGAAGGAGAGCUCUGACAAUCUUCAUUUUAAAGAUUCCCAUGAGAAGUUGAAUAUGAUGGAAACUAGUUUAUUUGAGUACAGCAUGGACUUCUAUGAACCUUCCUCAAGCAAGGAUAGAUUGGUUAAUGAGUUGAACAUAUUUGCUCCGGAGUUCGUCCCUGUUACUCUCAUUCAUCCAGGCUUGGAGAGUUCUCUGGUUUUACCAUCUUCUGAGUUCAAUGUAACAACCACACAAUCCAAGCCUUUAUAUCAAAGAAAAUCAAGUAUUUGUGAAGCUCACGAUUAUCCUUCUUGCAAGAGUCUGGUCUCAGAAAGUACGAUUGUCCCUGAAGCACCUACUGCAGAGAAAACCUGUGAAAAAGUUCAAGUUCAGGUUUCAGGGAUAAGAAGCUCUGAGUCUGCUCCAACACAAGAACCACAUAGAACAAAGGCGGUUUAUAAUGAAGGACUUAGAUCAGAGUGGAAAUUAUCAGGGUCCAUUAAAACACAAGGUUUACAGGAAAGGUCACAAUUGUAUCACUCUAAAUCUUCAGAGAGAAAAGUUCUUGGACCUGCUAAAGCACAAAGCUCGGAGAGAAGAACCAUGUUAUCAAUGAAAGGAAAAGUUUCUGAGAUCAAAGGUUCAGGAAAACGAAAGUGUUCGGGUGUUCAUGAGAAGAGGGAUAUGAACAGAAACCUUCUCAGUGUUCCUCUUCAUCUAUCAGAACAUGACAUGACCGUUCUAACUGCAGAAACUAAGGCUAUGUUGAGAAUUAAGGAUGCUGGAAAACCUGGAGGUUCUGGUCCUGGAACCUGUCUCCAGGAAAAGAUAAAGAGCUGUACUGGAGAGAAGGAUCUAAACCUCGUCUUUAAGGAGAUUAAACCUAAGAUAAUAACCCUAACAGAAGAUCCAUCAGGCUGGAGAAUAAUUGCAAAAUUUGUUGCACAGGUUUCUAAACAUUCUCCAAGUCUAGAGCGAAACAUCACACGAAUAUUCUCAACCUCAUUCCCAGAAAUGGUUGGAAGCAAAGGAGGCUGCCUGGUUCUCAAAUCCUGCUUAAAUCUUUUUCAGACUGAGAACAGACAGAUUCUAAGUGAGAAAGUAGCGGAGUUAGAUCCGACCCAGCUGUCCAGGUUCUGGGUUCAUGGAGCAGCUGUCUUCAAUCUAGCACUAGAUUUUCUUGAUGAAAGAAGCGUAGUUCAGAUUAUUGACAACCUGACAGGCCAAUUCCUUUCGUUGUCAAUGCAGAUGAAAAGCUAUAUUGGGAUACAGGGGCUUAUAUGUCGAGCUAGAGGAAUGGAUCUUGUUGAGGAAAUAGUAAAAGAGCUGUAUCCCAAUUUUCCAUCCCUUUCUAUGGACAGGUUUGGAAGCAACGUUUUAAUCGCUAUUAUCGAAUAUGGUUCCAGUGAUACUAGAGAAAAGGUUGUGAACAGUUUAAAAUCCAACCUGGAAGAUCUUGCUGUUCAUCCUAGCGGUCACCGUGUUGUCAUUGCUGCACUCCUUCACUCCUCCUCCGACCUUCAGGAUCUUAUGAUAGAGCAGGUUUGCAGGGAGAAGAACAGUGAUGCAAAUACAGCUCUUGUCAAUCUCUCUCACAGCAAGGAUGGACACAGGGUGGUGAUAACUAUGCUAGAGGUGUCCCAAGGUCGGAGUAGUUUCCAGGAACUGAAGACAAGUUUACUAUUCAAGAAAGAAUCCUUGUACAACGACGAGUACGCUAAAAAGGUUCUCAAUACAACCCGUUUACUUUGAACCAGUUCAGGAGUAUUGGACAGUACAGUGUACACUGAUUUUUAGUUAGAAAGUAACAAUAUUUGUGUGAACAAUAAUGUAAACUAUCAGUGUUACGAUGUACUAGUUCAGAUAGUGGAAUAGUUUUAACUGUUAUAAUUUGUAAGAAGGAUAUAAGUACAUUUUUAUCAUAUGUACUUAUCCUUUAUUGUGCUAAAUACAUGUAAUAGUAAUAUGUAAAGGUUUAAUUCCAUUAAUCCAUUUAAGCUGUAAAUAUUUCGUAAAGGUUCUCAAUAAACCGUUCACUGCGAUCA